Messenger RNA from Scomber scombrus (Atlantic mackerel), 756 nucleotides. Its product is annotated as transcription factor Sox-14. The transcript has a single exon. The record is from RefSeq and is a predicted model, not a curated record. The coding region runs from base 1 to 756 and encodes 251 amino acids. Gene Ontology annotation, molecular function: DNA-binding transcription factor activity, RNA polymerase II-specific; RNA polymerase II cis-regulatory region sequence-specific DNA binding. Gene Ontology annotation, biological process: anatomical structure morphogenesis; positive regulation of transcription by RNA polymerase II; negative regulation of transcription by RNA polymerase II. NCBI's taxonomy places the organism in Eukaryota, Metazoa, Chordata, Actinopteri, Scombriformes, Scombridae.
AUGAAUGUCUUGCCAGUUUUUGAAAUGGCAAAACCUUUAGAUCACAUCAAGAGACCCAUGAACGCCUUCAUGGUGUGGUCCAGAGGCCAGAGGCGGAAGAUGGCCCAGGAAAACCCAAAGAUGCACAACUCUGAAAUCAGUAAGAGACUCGGCGCGGAGUGGAAGCUGCUCACCGACUCCGAGAAGCGUCCGUACAUCGAUGAAGCCAAGAGACUGCGGGCUCAGCACAUGAAGGAGCACCCGGACUACAAGUACAGACCCCGGCGCAAACCCAAGAGUCUGCUGAAGAGAGACCGUUUCGUUUUCCCGCUGCCGUCUCUACUCGGGGACGCGGCGGAGCACUUGAAGGGAUUUUCCAUGGACUCUUUUCUCGUCCCCGGGGAUAAAGCCAGAGCUCUCCUGGCCCCCGCCUGCUCAUCCUCCUCGUCGUCCUUCUCACUGCUGGAGCCGAUGGGUCACUUCAGCACCGGAGCUGUCCAGCGGAUGGCGGAGAUCCCGCACACUCUGUCCGCCGGAGCUCUGCCCUACAGCGCGCACACGUUUGGAUACCAGACUGGAGGGAUUGGGGCUCUGGCUUGCGCCGGACAGCACACACAUACCCACUCGUCACCCACCAGCCCCGGCUAUGUGAUGCCAUGUAAUUGCGGCGCCUGGUCUGCAGCCAGUUUACAGCCUCAGGUAGCUUAUAUUCUCUUCCCCGGAGGGAUGACCAAAAGCGGCAUGGACACGUACACUUCACCCAGCUCCAGUGUGUGA